This is a messenger RNA of Gasterosteus aculeatus aculeatus (three-spined stickleback), 1941 nucleotides long. RefSeq names its product hydroxyacyl-CoA dehydrogenase trifunctional multienzyme complex subunit beta (gene hadhb). The record is from RefSeq and is a predicted model, not a curated record. Gene Ontology annotation, molecular function: acyltransferase activity, transferring groups other than amino-acyl groups. Gene Ontology annotation, biological process: fatty acid beta-oxidation. NCBI's taxonomy places the organism in Eukaryota, Metazoa, Chordata, Actinopteri, Perciformes, Gasterosteidae. Gene Ontology annotation, cellular component: mitochondrion.
UUCGUCAGGCAUUUUUUCGGUCUGCUAACAAACCGGUGGGUCCUUGAAAACGCAGUCCAGCGCUGCUGCAGCCGGCCGAUCCUGUGACAGCGAGUAGGUGCCGGCAAAGACAAAACUCCAGUACAGAAUAUAAUGGCGUCCAUGUUGCUGAACACGAUGCGGGCCGGCUCUGUCAGCCCUUCCUGGGCGGUGCGGUUGGGGGCUCGCUCUCUCAGCACGACGGCCCAGCUUCACGCUCAAGUCCAGACAAAGAGCAAGAAGACUCUAUCUCGGCCCGGUGUGAAGAACAUAGUUCUGGUGGAAGGAGUUCGAACCCCUUUCCUGCUGUCCGGAACCACAUAUGCUGAUCUAAUGCCACAUGACUUGGCCAGGGCAGCUCUGCAAGGUCUGCUGCAGAGGACUGGUUUGUCCAAAGACGCCGUGGACUACAUAAUCUAUGGAACAGUCAUCCAGGAAGUCAAAACCAGCAACGUGGCAAGAGAGGCGUCACUGGGUGCCGGCUUCUCUGACAAGAUCCCGUCUCACACAGUCACCAUGGCCUGCAUUUCCUCCAAUGUGGCAAUGACGUCCGCUGUCGGUCUGAUUGCUGCAGGCCAGUGUGACUCGGUGGUUGCCGGAGGAGUGGAGUUCAUGUCUGAUGUUCCUAUCCGCCAUAGCCGUAAGAUGAGGAAGACCAUGCUGUCCCUCAACAAGGCGAAGACCCUCGGCCAGAGGCUGAGUCUGAUAGGCAGCAUCAGGAUGGCACAUCUCUCCCCAGAGCUUCCCGCCGUGGCGGAGUUCUCCACGGCUGAAUCCAUGGGCCACAGUGCCGACCGACUGGCUGCUGCAUUUGGGGUCUCCAGAGUGGAGCAGGACGAGUUCGCUCUGCGGUCACACACUCUGGCCAAAAGUGCCCAGGACGCAGGUCUGCUGAAGGAUGUCAUCUCCUUUAAAGUGCCAGGUCGUGAUAUUGUUUCCAAGGACAACGGCAUCCGCCCAUCGUCCAUGGAGCAAAUGGGAAGAUUGAAGGCCGCCUUUAUUAAACCGCACGGCACAGUCACCGCCGCCAACUCCUCCUUCCUGACCGACGGGGCCUCUGCUGUGCUCGUCAUGUCUGAAGAGAAGGCCUUGGCUAUGGGUUACAAGCCUAAAGCGUACCUCAGAGACUUUGUCUACGUGUCCCAGGACCCCAAAGAUCAGCUGCUGCUGGGGCCAACAUACGGUACACCGAAGGUCCUGGAACGAGCCGGCUUGGCCAUGAGUGACAUCGACGUCUUUGAGUUCCACGAGGCAUUCGCAGGGCAGAUAAUGGCAAAUCUGAAGGCUAUGGACUCCGAUUGGUUUGGCCAGACGUACCUGGGCAGAAAAUCAAAGGUGGGAGCUCCUCCCAUGGAGAAGUUCAACCUGUGGGGGGGCUCUCUAUCUCUGGGUCAUCCGUUCGGGGCCACCGGCUGCAGGCUGGUAACCACAGUUGCACACCGGCUGCAGAAGGAGGGAGGACAGUACGGUCUGGUGGCGGCUUGUGCUGCCGGAGGACAGGGUCAUGCCAUGGUGAUCGAGGCCUACCCCCAGUGAAACACCACCUGGUAAUCAGGUUCACCGUGACAGCUACACACACACACACACACACACGCACUAACACACAACUGAGUGUACAUACUAGUGCCACUUUGCCUUCAUCAGAAAAGAGUUGGAAAUGGUAUGCGAGUGUGUUUUUACAGGGAUCUUGUGUGAAUUCAACCUGGCUGAGAGUCUGUUCAAUUACAGCAGAAUGUUGUCACGAAAAGUUGCGUAUGAUAUUAUGGACUUGGUGCAUCACGUCAGCGGCGUCACUGAGUGGAAUGUAACAUAGCAAAGUUUAAGCACUCAGAAGAGAUUCAGAGAUCCUAAUGUUUGUAUAGGCUGUAAUAUUUUUUUUCUUCUUAUGAACUGUUGGAAUUAAAGUGUGUGCUGAUAAACACA